AUGUCGAUCCCAAGAAAGAUGGCAAGAAGGACGACAAGAAGGACAAAAAGGACAAGAAGGAGGACAGACAAGAAGGCAGCGAAGAGGCAGGCGACCGAGGAGGAGGAGAGACGAGGACGACGCCGAGGCGGCCGACGAGGACGAAGAAGUGGAGGAGAGAGCAAGAGCAAGGGCAAGAAGAAGAAGAAGGAGGUCAAGAAGGAGGAGGAGGAGGCCCCAGGAGGACCUCCAGAUAGUGCCGGACCUGGAGGCGGCGAAGGCCAAGUACGAGAGCCGCAGGAAGCUGCCCAAGAAGGACCCGACCUGCCUUUCUCCGAGAUGAAGGAGAAGGAGAACCGGCCACAGCAGGCCGCCAGGAGAGCGCCGGGGGCAAGAAGAAGAAGUUCGCCAACGUCGACGACGACGAGGACAAGCCGAAGCUCCAGUACCUCCCCUCCGACUCCGACUGAUCGCCGCCGUGCUGCCCGCCCGACUCCGCGGCGAGGCUUUGUGCACAUCGCCGCGGCCGAGGGGGAUGCCAGCUCCCUGGCAGUGGUGACGGACAUGCCCGCCUCGCGCCGACGCCGUUGCCAGAGACAUGUAGGCCGACCGGGCGAUGCUUGCCCGUUUUUGUUCUCGAAUCCGCUGAGUUUGCAUGGUUUAGCCCUCAGGGACAUCCGUGCUCUCGCAUCUGUGCCUCUAGCCAACUCAGUCCCCUCAAGAAAUCCUUCCUCGCCUACUUUGGCCACGCCCUGCUUUUCCUCCUAG
Messenger RNA from Prorocentrum cordatum, 747 nucleotides. The record is from the annotation of a GenBank genome assembly. NCBI's taxonomy places the organism in Eukaryota, Dinophyceae, Prorocentrales, Prorocentraceae.